AUGACGACUCCCUCACUCCCCUCCAAAUACAAAGCUGUCAUCUACGACAAGCCAGGCACAAUCUCCACGGCGGUAAUAAUGCUCGACAUGCCUUCGCCCGGGCAAGGCGAAGUCCUAAUCAAGCUGACGCACUCGGGUGUGUGUCACUCUGAUAUCGGAGUUAUGACGAACUCGUGGAAGUCACUGCCGGUUGGCACGCAAGCGGGGCAAGUUGGUGGACACGAAGGCGUGGGAACGAUUGUACAGAUGGGACCGGGAACGGAUAAUGCUAGUGUCAAACUGGGGCAAAGAGUGGGGAUCAAGUGGGUUGCUGGUAUAUGCGAAGCAUGUGAGGCUUGUAGGGCAGGCUUUGAUGCUUGUUGCUCCAGUGCGAAAGUCUCGGGAUACUUCACCCCAGGGACUUUUCAGCAGUACGUCCUCUCCCCCGCAAAUUACGUCACACCCAUUCCCGAUGCCCUCGCUUCUGACGCCGCCGCGCCGCUACUCUGCGCCGGCGUAACCGUAUACUCGGCACUGCGCAAAACGAAUGCAGAGUCCGGGACUUGGGUCGUGAUUUCCGGCGCCGGGGGUGGACUGGGCCAUCUCGCUGUGCAGUUCAGCGCGCGGGGCAUCGGUCACCGCGUCAUUGGCGUGGAUCAUAGCAGCAAGAAAGACCUCGUCAUGGAGAGCGGAGCCGAGCACUUUGUUGCCGUAGAUGGCGAGCAUGGCGUUGUCGACACUGUGAAAUCGCUGACCAAUGGACUUGGCGCUCACGCUGUUGUCGUCUGCACUGGCAACAACGCCGCGUAUGCACAGUCAACAGAAAUGCUGCGAUUCGGUGGCCGUGUUGUCUGCGUCGGUAUGCCAGAGGGAGACCCUAUGCCGAUUAAGAGUGCGACUCCUGCUCUGCUGAUCGGCAAGUCGGUGCAGGUUGUAGGGUCAGCGGUAGGGAGCAGAAAGGAGGCGAUUGAGACGAUGGAUUUCGCAGCGAGGGGCGUCGUCAAGUCGCAUUUCAGAAUUGAGAAGAUGGACAAGUUGACAGAUGUUUUCAAGGAGAUGCAAGAGGGUAAGUUGCAGGGCAGGGUUGUGCUAGAUUUGCAGGAUUAG
Messenger RNA from Bipolaris zeicola 26-R-13, 1086 nucleotides. RefSeq lists its product as uncharacterized. The transcript has 2 exons. Gene Ontology annotation, molecular function: oxidoreductase activity. Bases 1 to 1086 code for a protein of 361 amino acids. The record is from RefSeq and is a predicted model, not a curated record. NCBI's taxonomy places the organism in Eukaryota, Fungi, Ascomycota, Dothideomycetes, Pleosporales, Pleosporaceae.